Messenger RNA from Erpetoichthys calabaricus (reedfish), 8389 nucleotides. It is a transcript of the gene ccdc136b, whose product is annotated as coiled-coil domain-containing protein 136. The record is from RefSeq and is a predicted model, not a curated record. Gene Ontology annotation, biological process: single fertilization; acrosome assembly. Gene Ontology annotation, cellular component: acrosomal membrane. The coding region runs from base 230 to 1504 and encodes 424 amino acids. NCBI's taxonomy places the organism in Eukaryota, Metazoa, Chordata, Cladistia, Polypteriformes, Polypteridae. The transcript has 9 exons.
AAGAUCUUGUCUUGCGGUAAGAGAAGACUGGUGUUUUGCCUUUUUAGCGAGUCUCUCUUAGGGCUGCUUUUUCAUAGCUCAGUUUACUGAGCUUCAUUCUCUUGCACGCUCUCUCUCUCUCUCUCUCUCUCUCUCUCUCUCUCUCUCCCUCCCACCCAUACUACAGCAUCACUUAACUCAUUUCUAUCUGGCAACAAAAGCAGCAGCAGCAGCAACGGCACAAGCAGUAAUGGAUGGACCUCGUCUGGCUCCAGUCAUGGAAGAAGCCGGAGAACCCACAGAUGAUCAUUCCAGUGACAAGACAGCCAAGCCAGAGAUGAAGGAGCUUACAGCAGUGGAAAAAGAGGUUGAGGAGAUAAAGGCAAAUAGCAAGAAGGAUGAGAAGCCAGCUUCUGAUAACCAAGAACUUGAAGACUUGAAAUCCCAGGUGUUGCAGCUGCUUGUAGAGCUGGAAGAAGCGCGAGAGCUUUCUCAGAAACACGAGGAGAGCUUUCAGGAGCUACAGGGCUUAUUGGAGGAUGAGCGGAUGGCAAGUGCCCAGCAAGCAGAAUCUUUCACUAAGCAGAUACAGAGACUGCAAGCUCAGCUGAGGUCAGUGCAAGAGGAGAUGGACAGCCUGGAGGAGGAGAAGAACAGUGAACUGGCAGAGGCGCAGCAGGAGCUGCGGACUGCUCAAGAGGAGGUGCUGGUGUUGCAGCAGGCAGCCGAGGAAGCGGCAGCAGAGCGAGAAAAUGACAUUGCCAGCCUGCAGGAGGAGCUCUGCCGACUCCGUGCAGAGCUGCAACGCCUCCACGCUACUCGACAAGAGUAUGAAUUAGAGAUCACCAGUCUGCGUGCAGAGAUUCGUAUGAAGAGCCAGGGAAGUGGGCAAAACAAAGACAAUGGGAAUCCCCUACAAGCUGAACAACAAACUGUGAAGGAAGAGUGCCAGUCCCUGAAGGCAGAGUGUCAGUCUCUAAAAGAGGAAAAUCAACAACUUCUUGAAAAAAUCCAGUGGUUAACAGAGCAGGGUACAAAUGACUUUUAUCUAACUCUUAAAGAAGAUGACCUAAAUAAUGAAGGAGAAUUUAUUUCUACUGGUGAAGAGUCUACUACCAGGUGUAAGCUGGUUGAUGCCUCAGUCCAAAAGAAUGUUUCAUUUGAUGGAAAACCACUUACACCCACUGGCAGGAGUGGUGGUGGUUUCUCUCCAGCUUUUUCUGAAGUGUUUUCUCUCCGGGACCAGCUGAAGCAAACUGAAGAAAAAGCUCUUCAAGUUCAACGAGAGUAUGAGACCUUGCUUGCAGAACUACAUGAGCUACAGGAUAAAUACAAUAAAAGUCAGAAUGAGCGAUCUGAAAUGGAAAAAGAACUUCAGGAAUGUCGGGAACAAAUGCAGAGCCUCACAGGAAAGGAUGGCAAGAACUCUACCACCCCUGAGCCACCUGUUCUAUCUAUCCCCUUAAUAGGAAUGAUUAUUAUAGUGGCCCUACUUUGGUGCUGGUGGGCGGAGUCUUCAGCCUAGAGUUGACAAGGGGCUUGAGGGAGGUUGGAGCCCGCUAAUGGUGGUGGCUGUAGCUACAGCUGUUGUCUUGAUCUUCCCUAGCUUGACUAGAGCUCUCUCCUGAGGAUCCAACAGGGUCUCCUGGCAACACCACACCUACCAGGUGCAAAAUUUCCUCGCACUCUGCCUGCAGCUAUAGAGCACUCUGCUUCCAGACCUAGAAUUCUCAUGUAGUGAUGGGAUGGAUCUAAGACACAACCUGUUGCUUAUGUCUUAGUGCACGGAAAUCAGCCUCAUUUUGACACAACUAUUAGCUGGUGUAGCAUUUUCUUUGGAAUAUUAUGGUUGGAUUUAUCUUCACACCAUUUGUUUCAUUUACUUCUCACAACACAUAUCAGAAGGAGUCACAGUGUUUGUGAUCUACAGAUGUCUGCAAACAGGAUAACCUACAGGACUGAAUGUAAAGAUAAUACAUUAUGUUUAUUAAUAUGGAAUCGUGACGUUGUGUGGUUUCAAAAGGCCAGUGAUGUUCCAAAAUGUCACUGCUACUAGAAGAAUUACAGUACAUAAUAAAAUUUGUAUAGAAAUCUAUUUUGAUUAAUGUAGGAGGUCAGUAAGAAGAGGAUUCUCCUUUAUUGUUACAGAUUGAUACUCAGCACUUUCAACAAACCUGAGUUAAAUGAUGGGUGAACAGUGCCUCAAUUUUAUUUUGUGCUUAGCCUUCACAUGGAAACAAAGCUAUUCACUUCUUUGAAAAGGUGUCUGGUGGAGCCAGAAAAGCUCACCUAUACCACUUUAUGUAUUCAACCAAUCCUUCUCCUGGUUAAAAUUCUGAAAUUCUGAAUUUUGCUCCAUCGAACAUUGACUGCCUAGACAAGCUCGUGUCGCUCGUCAAACCAAUAAUAUGCUCUAAAGGGGUGUGCGAGCAGCCCAAAGUAGCAACCCUCAGGCUGAGGGUUUUGUUCUCUCUAUCUGCUGCAUGUCUUUGUCUGAAGACAGAUUGUUCUGCUUUUGUUAGUUUGUUUUUCUCCAUAAACCUACAGACUUCAUUUUUCUGCUUCUUUCUCUCCAUAGAUACAUGUUGUAUACCAAAAAUAUUCUAUCUACUGUUUGAUUUACUGACCUGUCAGUUUUUGUCUCUGUUGCUAAGCUGCACUGCUGAGCUUCUCCAUUUACAAGGUAUAUAUAUAUCUAUGUAUAUAUGUCAAUGUGUGAAUCUAUGUUUUAAUUCAUGUUACUGUAACAAUUUUCAUUAGAUGUUUUCACCCUUUUGGAUUCAUGUUUUCCAUUAAAAAAAAAUUACACCGUUGCCCAUGACUCAUACGAGAGUGUUUUGUUUCAGCUCAACUAAAAGCAGAGGUUGUCCACGUCACUUGUGACUCCUGGACCCUGGCUGGAACUGACCUGCCUGCCUUCCUUACCUGCAGCCUAAUCGACAUGACAUGAACAGAUCAACUGAUGGUUUAUGAUGUUGCUUUGUAAUGGCUACCUAUGUACAGCAGCAAAAUGGAAUGUCGACUGAUGUGGCGGAUUAAAGCAAUUGUAUCAAUGUAAUGCAAAUCGAUUACAAGGAAUGAAUUCCAUAGAAUUAUGAUAAAACUUAAUUUCUUAAUUAACCACACAUGAAUGGGCAAGAAAGGUUAUGCCACUAUCAGAUGUUUACCAGUGUCUUAUUAAAUUGGGCUAUGAUGUCAAAACUGUUAAGUUAUUUCACUUAAAAUGUCUUUAUUUAUAAAUACUACUUCUUUAAAAAUAUAUGUAGAACUUUUUUUUUUUACAUUUGCAUUACAUUGUCAUUUAAAAAACAAUGAGAAUACAGAAAUGUAUAAAAGUAAACAUUGUCAGUUAAAGAAAGAAAUAAAUGUGCAUUGAACACUUGAAAAGAAGAAAUUCUGUUCAGUAGAAGGAGUCGACGAGAAUUUUUUUUCAUAAAUGAAUACAAAAAUGUUAACGUUUGUUGAAAAGUAUCAUAAAGAUGCUGAGGAUGAGUUGAAAUUUGAAGUUCUUGUUCCGCUUUAUACUGCAUAAGCUUACAUGUUUUUUUGAAAUAAUAUUUUGACCAGUUUGUUUGUAGAGUUUUCAGUGUUUCUGAUUGUUGUAUAUUUUGUGCUAUUACAUGUUAAUUAACCAGAACCAUUAACAUUUGAAAUUACAAAUCAGCAUAUUUUAAUUCACUGACACAUUGAUCAGAUGUAAAUUGGAAAUUAGUUUAGCAUUUCAUGUUAGUGAUUUUUUUCUUAAUUAAUUAGAUUCGUGUACAAGCACAGUGAUGCUAGUGUCUGUUUUUUUAGAGCUAUCCUUUAGUGAGUCCAACAAGUUACCUGUCCUACAAAUCUACAAAACGCAAGCCUUACCUGAUUGCUACAAUUCAUAGGGUAGAAUUAUGUCAUGAUUAAUCAAAUCAUAUUUGGCAAGCUGCAUUUUCCUGCCACUUAAUUUUUCUCAAAACUAUUAUAUUUUUUCUGGAAAUAGAAAAAUGCUGUCAAUUACUUGUACAUAUUGCAGGGUAAAAGCUGCUAUUUUCUGGACCUAGUAAUUCUUUCUAUUUCACAUUGUACAUCUGAAUGCCUCUGAGCUGUUAAAGUAAAAUGGCACAAGCAUUUUCAACAUUUUUUUGCCAGCAUUUGACAAUUAUAUUGCUACUAAAAUGACAGGAAGACCUGCUAUGUUAAGUAUGUUGGUAAGCAGUGAAAAAACUCUCAUUGUACUGUAAAUGUAUUCCAGAGAAGUUUAAUUUGAGUGCAUAGUUAAUAUGUUUCAGCUUAUCAAUAAUCAGGCUCUUGGAGGACAGAUGUUAGUACUCUCCAUGAAUUGUGAACUAGCAUAAAAGUCUUACUGGAACUUAGUCAUUUCACAGUUAUACAGGUAGAAAAUUAUAUAGUUUUGUGAAUUUAUAAAAUUCCAGGAUAGCAUUGAACACAUGAUUUCUAAAUACUAGCAAAACACUGCAUAUUGCUUAAGCAUAAAAGAAUGUUUCGCAAUGUUUAGUGCAUAAAGGCUAGCAAUUAAUAGGAAAAGGCAAUCUGACAAUCUUUCUGGCAAUUAUUGCCUGCCUUAUUAAAGAAGAGAAUAUAUAUAAUUCAUCUGCAAUUAGUAUAUAUAAAAUCACAUAUCGAAUUAGAAAGAGGAAGUCAAAAGUAAUUCAGUCCCUAGGUAAGAUUAGAUACAGGUUAAGGACUUUUGCAGGGUAUAGUUUAUAUUGUAGGGGUUACAAUGUCAGCUACUAUUUUUUACUCUGCAGGUGGCAUAUGUGAGAAUCAGUCAUUGUGACAAUUAUUAUCAUUUCUGGUUUACCAGUUGGGCCAUUACAGUACUACACUGAAUCUCAGUAGUCCUGCUCCAUUGAAUGGCCAAGAAAUUCUGUACAUUAAAUACAAUAGGGAUUUGAAAUAGAACAUUUCCUUUUUUUAGCACAAUACAGAGCUUUGUGAAGCAUGAAUCAAGAUUUUCAUUUUCUGAACACUUAAUGCAAAAGCAAUAACAAUAAAAGCAAAACAAUCACAAACCAGGAUGAGCACGCCUCAUUGUAUUUUCCCACGUAAUCUUGGUAGAGACAUGUUUCCUAUUACACAGAUUGAGCUUUUCUAGUGCCGUGCCAAAAUGAUUACUCCGUGGCUGCCUUGCUUUGUUACCUAAAAGUACUUGUGUGAAAGCAUGUUUUCAGUUUAGUGACUCUUGCCAAUGCUUGAGCUUUCUUUCUAAUGACUGGCAUGCAAAAUUUCUGUCCCGUCCUGCAAAGCAAUAAUAAAAAAGUUACUUGCAGUAGUGUAAUGUGAUAAGCCACAAAAUGAUUUGUGGUGUUUCUUGUGAUGUGUUGUUGAAAAUAAUACUGCAGAAACCUUCAGCAUGUUUUUAAAGAAAUUAUUCAAUUUAGUGGAGGCCUUUUAAGUAAAAAACACAAAAAACAACAAAGAAGAAAUGACAUAUUUAAAUAAUUAUAUUUAUUUAUUUAACAGAGAAAGAGAUUUUUUCACAAAAGUGAAAAUUGAUUGUUUUUUGUAUUUACCCCAUAUGCAGUAACACUAGUCAUGGCACUCAUCUAUGUCUGACGGUUUUAUUUAUAGGUUUCUGGGUCAUUAUAUCAUUGAAUUAUACCAUUUUAUAAGCCCACUUAACCCUAUGGCUGCUGGGAUCAUUGAGUCAUGUUAAGAAUUAUUGGCUAAUUAAUAGUACACUUUUAAUUAAUUAAUUAAUUUAUUUAUAUGAAGGGAACAGACAGGUUAAGCAGAAUUCUUAAGUUCACACAGUGAUAUGGAAAUUUGAAGUACUGUAGACUGUAAUUCCAUUACCGUGUGUUUCAUGUACAAUUCCGAAACCUCUAGGGCCCUUUGCAAGUCUAAAAUGUUACUUGUUCGGGAAAAAUGUCACUGGUAUGCUGUGUAAUCAGCUUUGCAUUUCUCCACUCUUUUGCAGUUCUCUGGGGAAUCAGCACACUCUCUGGAAAAAACCCUGCCUCAGUUCAGCAGUUCAUUAUACUAACCUGUACUGACAAUAAAAGUACCAAAAAAUCUUUCCAACUGAAGUUGUAAAUUUGAGAAAUUUAGAAUUUUAAUUGAGGUUACUAGUAACAUCUUGACAGAACAUUUGCAAGAAAGCCAGGCAAGUUUGAUUACUGUGUUCAUACAGGGUAGGGUGGAGUGGUGGCUCUGAGGGUUGAUCUGCGUUGGUAUCCUGAAGGUUGCCGGUUCGAAUCCCUGUCACUGACAAAAGAGAUCCUACUCUGCUGGGCCCUUGAGCAAGACCCUUAACCUGUAAUUGCUCCAGGGGCGCUGUACAAUGGCUGACCCUGCACUCUGACCCCAAGGGGUAUGCGAAAACUAACAAAUUCCUAAUACAAGAAAUUGUAUAAGGCGAAAUAAAGAACAAAAAAAAAAAACUUUAUUAUUUGUACUUUUCUCUCAGUAAAGCUUACAAUCUAUAAACAUAACAUUUUUGAAUUUGGAAUUGUAAACGGAAAUCAGAUUAUUUAAUAUUAUUCCUUUUAACAGUUUUAUGUAUUUGUCUUAUUCUAAAAUCAAAAGAUAAUUUUUCCUAAUCAAAAUCACAGGAACCAUGUGUCUUAUGAAAAGGUGUAGUACAUUUACACUGUACUUUAACUCUUAUAACCUAGUCAUCAUAUAACUUUGAAUUAUUUUUGUACUGUACAGUACCUUUGCUGAAGAUGUAUGAAACUUUUAUCAGAAAGGGUCAAGGGGAAAGACAACCCACAUUCAAUUAAGUCUGCCGAUGUCAUUUAAACCUGGUGACGCCCUCUCCAGUCUCAGCUCUGUGAACACAGGUGGGAUCAAACAGUCUCAGUCAUCAGCCAGGCUAGGUCUCCCACAGAAGAGCUGCUGUCUUAUUCAAAUUCCCCGUUUUACCAGUAUUACAUUUCAAGAAAACAUUCAAAAUAUGUUUCUUACAUUAUAUAUUACAUCUAGGCCCAUUAGUCAAAGAACUUUUUAAUUUUACUGAAUGUCUUUAAAAAUUAUAUUAAUAACUUGCUUCAUCCAAACUGAGCUUGGUGUAAAGUGAACACUGUUUUAUUUUUACAUAUUAAAAGCUGUUGUUUUUAUAAUUUAUAUUAUGAAUGAUGAAUUAUGGUACACUAAGCACAGAUAUUUUAUUCCUUUCAUUAAGAGUGUUUGAAACACUUUACUUGGUAAAAUAUUUGGAAUUUUCUGUUGAAAUUUAGGUAUUGUUCAACACUGAAGAGCUUGUUAACUUUUACCUGUUUGAUUGCAGAAAAAAUGCAUGUAUAAUGCUGUCAUUCUAGAUGUGUUAAACUAACCAUGUUUUUGUUACAGGUAUAGGGCACAGGUUUCAAUUCUCAACACACAUUUGGAGAAUUUUCUCCUUAUGACAAAUUAAUUUCUGGUGGAGGACAGGAUUAAGCUAUUGUAUCAAACUGGUACUUGUUUUAAUUGUGUUUUCUUUGAAGAAUAUUUGUAUUUUUGUCUUGCAUAAUAUGAUCCAUGAUAUGGCACCCCACAUAAGUGCUCUUUUAAAAGAUUAUUAUCACAUUGUUUAUCAAAUACAGAGAAAUGUGAAUUCACACACAGAGGAAAUAAUGGUUAUCAGUGGAAUACGAACAUGUUUUAGUUUGGAAAACCACAAAGUAAAAGUGUACUGCACAUAAUUAUGCUAAAUUAGAGAUGUACAUUUAAGGGUCCACACAUUUUUGUAAUUGCAUGUUCAGGAUAGAUGGUUUAUUCAAAAACAUUAAAACUAAUUCUUAAUUAGUCUAGUAAAUAAAAUGUUACAUGUUUACGGCUUUUAAUUUAGAAAUAAGUGAUGAGAUUUGAAAAUUUUAUUCUAAAACUUCUUUUCAUAUUGUGGAAUAACUAUCAACUCAGAGGUUAAAUACUAAAUUCCAGAUUAAAGCAUUAGCCUUACUGAAAUUAUAUGCCAGAGUUUAUUUUCUCUGAUGUAAUGGUAUUUUUUGGUAUCUACAAUCAUGCAUGGUAGCAACUAAAACACUGAAAAUAUUCUGAAUUAACAUUCCACCUACAUUUGCUAUUCUUAUUAAUAAUAGUUAUUUCCCACUGUAUAUGCAUAGCAGGACAGGUGCAACAGUCCCCUGAUGUCUUAAUAAGUAUUGUGUUGCUAGUUAAAAAUCUCUAAACACAUUUCAUCAUUUAGUAUACUUAAGAUAUGUAAAAGUCAUUUAAAACAUAUUUUACUUUUGUUAAAAUCAUUUUGCAAUUUAUGGGGGUUAUCUUUUUGUGAAGUAUUGAUGUAAAAUUGUAUGAACAAACAGUUGGUGGUAGUAUGUGUGAAAUAAUUUAUUUUACUGUGUUUUCUAAAAAAAAGGCUGUAUGCUUUUUAGAUGGCUUUGUUGUUUUGACAAAUUGUGAGUAUUUUGGUAAUGAGCUGUAUAUUUUGUAAAAGAUUGGAAUCAAUAAAUAUAACAGUUUAUCCUUCAAA